AGUUAGCUAGCUUAGCUCAGACUUGAAUGAUCCUCACUGUACUCUAUAAUCUCUAGGCCUCAAGUGGCCGCUUUUCAGGAGAGUCAAACAAGAGCACAAGAACCAGCGAUCACUGGCUGCGCCUGCGGGGAGAAGAAUCAAACAGCAAGGAGGAAGGUGUCUGUUGCUCUGCGUCGUGAUGGGCGUGCUCUUCUCUUGUCCUGUGGAGGACGACAUGGCGGCGGAAGGUGGCCUUCCGGCGCCCGCGGGGAGCUCCGGCAAUGCCGGCGAGCCGACGGUGCUGAAGGCGUCGCUGGGCUCCGGCAAGCUCCGGAUCGAGGGGUCCCUAAGCUUCAAGCGGGAGCAGCAGAGCCCGAGCGCGCUCCUGCAGGUCGAGACCAAGAUCUCCAUCACGUCGCCGCGCGCCGCCGCCACGGCGCCCGUGCCGAUGCCGAGGGAGCUCGUGCGGACGAGGUUCGCCGACGCGGCUGCGAGCACGACUCCGCCGGAGAGCCCGAAGCACGAGUCGGCGGCGGUGACGGUGCAGAAGGUGUACAAGAGCUUCCGCACGCGCCGCCGGCUCGCCGACUGCGCCGUGCUCGUCGAGCAGAGCUGGUGGGAGCUGCUGGAUUUCGCGCUGCUCAAGCGCAGCUCCGUCUCCUUCUUCGACAUCGAGAAGCAAGAGUCCGCGGUGUCCAAGUGGUCAAGGGCAAGAACGAGAGCUGCCAAGGUCGGAAAGGGGUUGUCCAAAGACGAGAACGCCCAGAAACUCGCAUUGCAGCAUUGGCUUGAAGCUAUUGACCCGCGCCACCGGUACGGUCAUAAUCUUCACUACUACUAUGACUGCUGGCUGCAGUGCGAAAGCAAGGAGCCAUUCUUCUACUGGCUCGACGUUGGGGAAGGCAAGGAAAUAAAUCUUGAAGACCGGUGCCCGCGAUCGAAGCUUCUGAGCCAGUGCAUCAAGUAUCUCGGUCCGAAAGAAAGAGAGGACUAUGAGGUUGUGAUUGAGGAUGGCAGGUUCAUGUACAAGAACAGCAGGCAAAUCCUCGACACAUCUGGCGGACCGAGAGACGCAAAGUGGAUAUUUGUUCUAAGCACAUCCAAAAUUUUGUAUGUUGGGCAGGUAAUAUGCAGCUACCGUCGUGCUACCAACACAAUGCAGAUGUCUUUUCUCUGCACAGGUUCGUCAUGUGACAUUGUCCAUGAUUCUUUACUGCAGAAGAAGAAGGGCACGUUUCAGCAUUCCAGCUUCCUCGCCGGAGGGGCUACAUCUGCUGCCGGUCGUCUGGUUGUUGAAGAUGGAAUUCUGAAGGCUAUUUGGCCUCACAGCGGUCAUUACCGCCCGACCGAAGAGAACUUCCAGGAAUUCCAGAGCUUCCUCAAAGACAACAAUGUCGAUCUCACCGACGUCAAGAUGAGCCCAGAUGAAGAGGAUGCGGAGUUCUGGAGCAGGCUCAAAAGCAUCCCUUCCGACCUGCACGCUGCCGCCAACAAACCUGAAGACCACGACACGGUUGCUGCUCAAGAAAACGGCCAUUGCCAGGCACCUCAACCCACGGAAGCCACCGCACCUGAAGAGGCCUCACAACAUGAACAAACCAGCAACAACCUCACCCCCUUUGCAACAAUCAUAAGGCAAGCUUCAUCAGAGGACGCAGCCGAGAACGCCGAGCCGUCGACAACUUGCGACGGCGCCACCUUGUCUGAAGACCAUCAGGAGGAGAACAACAACGACCACGACCAGUCGGCCGUGCCGAGGGAGAAGAUCCUGCAGAGGAUCAGCUCCAAGGAGGCCAAGUCGUACCAGCUGGGGAAGCAAGUGUCCUUCAAGUGGACCACGGGCGCCGGGCCCCGGAUAGUGUGCGUCAGGGACUACCCGUCGGAGCUCCAGCUCCGGGCGCUGGAGCGGGUGCACCUGUCGCCGAGGAGCGGCGGCAGGGCCGCGUCGUCCCGGAUCGCCUCGCCACAGAGGGCAAGCAGCCCGAUGGCGAGGGGGUACUGCGAGCCGUUCACGCCGCCGAGGGAAGCGUUCCGGACGCACCUGCAGCAGGGGCUGCUGAUCAGGUGAUCAGCAGUUCAACGUGCGGUGAAUGGAGAGUGUUUUCUUGCGUAUUUUGGCGGGAUUGUGCAUAGAAGAAGAAGAAAGGGUGGAGCCAAAAAUGCCUCCAUUGUAGAUCUUGUAGAGUGAUGGAUGAUACACAUACGCGAUCAAUACAAAUUCUUUCGUUCUUUGUUCUUGCA
Messenger RNA from Phragmites australis (common reed), 2220 nucleotides. Its product is annotated as IQ domain-containing protein IQM2-like. Bases 179 to 2047 code for a protein of 622 amino acids. The record is from RefSeq and is a predicted model, not a curated record. Lineage: Eukaryota; Viridiplantae; Streptophyta; Magnoliopsida; Poales; Poaceae. The transcript has 9 exons.